CACUCAGUGCGCACCUCGCAUGUUGUUGUUGUUGCCGUUGAUGUUGAUUUGUGAACCUGUGUUUGUGAACUUUUGCCGCUCUAUGCUCUAUAUACUUAGAGGCCCGACCCACAUAUUCCGCAAGAUUAACCUUCAUGUGGACAGCAUGUGCAUAUUCACUCACGGAGGUUUAACGUGACACAACUAACUGAAGAAACCAGGCAUGCGGUUCAACAAGCAGGAACUUGUUACCCUGGCUACACAGCCAGCUCAUAAAUUUGAUAAAGAAGGAGUUCUUUUACUACGGGAAAGGCAAGAUGGCUUUUUCAGGCGGGCAGAGAGUUCUGAAAAAGACAACAAAAGAGUCAAAAGAGCUAAGAGUUUGCGAGAUCUUAGUUGCUAUGGCAGUAGCAGCAGCAGGGACAAGAGCAAGAGCAGCAAAGAUGUGAAGUAUAAAGUCAGCCUUGAACGUUGGUGCCGCCUUAGAGGGAAUCUCCUUUUCUAUUUCAAAACUUGUGAUCAGUGGUCUGAGCCCUUGGGGGUCCUAGUCCUAGAGCAGUGUGUUGUUCAAAUUGAUAGUCCUGCAACCACACCACCUGAUGGCCCAUUUGGUUUUAGCUUAGUUUGGGAAGGAGGUCUUCGACAACACCUGGCAGCCCGCUCGGAUGGCGAACGUGCUUCAUGGCUCAAAGCUGUUGAAACUGCCAGCUACCGAAAUGUUCGUGCAACUUUUAUCCGAUUACAAAAAAUGCUGGAGACACGUAGAGACCAUAAUCCUGAUCUUGACAUUGCCAUGUGGAGAUUGCGGUGUGGAGUCAUUCUUGAUCCCUGCGAAUUACCAAUCUGUGAAGUCUCACUUGCUUGUGAUAAUCUGUUAUGUGAUGCUAAUGGGCGGCCACCAAAUGCUGUUUUAUUAGUGCAUGUGUACAUUCCAUCAGAUAGGGCUUGGGUCAGGUAUGCAAGGACUGAGGUUGUAGAGCGCAGCAGUAAUCCAAGUUUCCUGAUAACUGUAACCUUCCGAGUCUCUGAUGCCUUGGAUAAUGAUACCAGAGUUAGGGUCACAGCAUAUGAUGUGCGAGAAUCAGUCUCCCAUACAGCUCUUCCUCUGGGCUGUGCAUUAAUUUCUUUACGUUCUCUGGUUGGAAAUAAUUGCUCAAUGGGUGCUGAGGGUGGAAAACUGAGAGUGGCCCUUCGAUCUCUAGCAGGCACAACUGUUGGUUUUGUCAGUAUGAGUGGUUACCGUCUGGAAAGAGAUGAUCACCUUGGUGGCUCAAAUGAAUCCACUCCAUGUCGGCAACCGCAAAUCAGAGGCCCAGCCAUGAUGCAUCGAAGGUCUCAUUCACUCCCACCCAGAUUAGGGUGUAGACUGAAAUUGCCUCCACAUGUUCAUAUUAAUCAGCUAUUUGCAAAUCCUGUCAUACAAACCUAUCGUUUCCAUUCUGGCUUGUGUGGUGAUAUUUUUGUAUCAGAACUUAUGUCUGAAAGUAAACUUUGCUUUGCAUUUCCCUGCCAAUUACUAGCUCUGUGGAUUCAGGAGGAAAAAGAACUAUUACAAGAAGUGGCUGGCAUGGGUGAGUUACGAGAACCAUGGCAUUCUAGACAGUUGCAGCUCCUUGACAGACACCUUCAACUCCUGCACCUUUACAGUCAAGCUCAGGAACAUCUCUUAGCGCAUAAAGGUAGCUUUUUAAAACCUUCAUCUAGAAAGCAAGAUAGAUCUCUUGAAUUUGCUCCUGUUAACUUAAAUUUGCACCGAAUGUGGGCUCAGAGUGAUACACUUGGGAAGGCAGGCAUGUAUGACAUAAUAACAGUGGGAGCCUUCACUGCACACUCACAUCGAUCCAAAAAUGGAGGGCUUUUAAAGCUUGUUCAACAGCUAAAAGAGUCACCUUCUAAGGGUACAUGUCAAGGCACAAGUAAAAUGAACAUGGCUAGGGAUGCUAUCCAGGCAAUUAAGCAACUACGCCGAGAGGUUGUAGAAGGAAUGAGAGGUCUAGUAAGAUUAGCUGCUCUCAAACAAACUGUUGGGAUGUUACCUAUAUGUGAAGAUAUGAUAACCAAGACUCGUGCUCUUUUAAGCCUUUGGGAUUCUGGUUUGGUUGAGGAAGCUUUAGCAUUUGUUGAUGAAUAUAAAGUUGCUCCUCCAGGACCACCUGAAGAAGAUGAUUCAUCUGAAGAUACUGGAGCUCAUGACAGUUCUACUGAAAGUGGACAAAUUAAUCUCAACAUUACAAGACCUGCACAAUUAUCACCAUUCCGUCGUAUAACUCAACAGCUUCAUUUUGAGCUCAAGUCACCAGAUGUAGAUGUCUUAGCAACACCUGACUCUCCUCGUUGUACCCGCAAUUUUUGGGAUCUUUCUCGCUCUUCAUUAAAGAACAACAAUGGCACAGAUACUGUUUCCGAAAACCAAUUUGUGGCAUUUCCUGAUGCUGAAGAUGAUAAUGACCUGAGGGAUGAUGUGAAUGGAUCUGUUCCUAGCCAAGAUAAUGAGACCAAUAGAAAAUUUGCAGAGAAAACUAUUGGCGACAGCGCUGAAGACUUGCUCUCCAGAGAAACAGAUGAAGCAUUUGAUCAGUUGGAGAGUAAAUUGGGAGUCGAGUACGCGGAUGGAAGUGCAGACUGUUUGGACAUUGUGGAUGAAGGAAAUUCUGACAGUACAGACUGUCCGAGUAGUCGGCGCUGGUUCUUGGAUACUCGAGCCAUGUGCUCAUCUCCCUCAGCAAAUUACUACAAACCAACUGAAGAACCUGAACCAUGGGAUCUUACUCAAUUGAAUAUUGAGGCAAGUGUAAUGUGUCUUGUGAGCAAAGUAAAAUUUUUGUGUGGACGAUGCAGUUCUCCUGCUGUACGAUUACGGUCGUCAGGAGUAGUUGCUCGGUCUCAAAGCUUAAGAGGAAGUUCAUCUCAAGCGCAAGGUGGGAAACCAUCUACUAUCUCCAAACAAUUGUCAGAAAAUCCUAAUCUUGAGCAACCUAAUGAAGAAGCCUCUAAUGGACCAAAGGUUCGAAAUAAGUUUACUGAAGGGUUGGACCUUGGUACAAUGUCUGACUGGGUGUCAGAGUUACGACCCUCGAUGAGAAAAUUAAGAGCAGCAAUGGAUGGGUUACUGAAGACAGCAAGGCUGAUGCAUUCAGCUUUCCGGACUCGACAGGAUCCCAGGGCUGCUCAGAGGGAAUGUAAUGUCCGAUACAGGAGAGAUGUGUGUUUUUCUCAGGCACUCACUGCUUUAGUAACAGCUUUAUUGGCAAAAUUAUGGUGUCAGCGACCUGACCCUUCUUUCCUACUUGUGUUGUCAACAUUAGGCCCUAUAGCUGCGUUUGAAGGAUUGUUGUCAUUACAUGGCCAUGAGUUAGAUAUGUGGGGAGACAUGGUAGUUGCAGUUGAAGACCUUAGUACUGUGACAUUCACUCUUGUUCAUUCAUCAUCAACUUCAUCAAAUUCUCUAAAACAUAGAGGUCCUCAUUCAAGUGACAGAGUGGGGCCGACAUCAGCUCCUUUGCCGCGAGUUAUGGGAUCGAGGGCAGCCCUAACUGUUUUGUUACCGGUGCCUGAUGUUGUGCUGUCUCAGUUACCACAUCUAAGUGCCUCUAGGUCUACUCAACAGCAAUCAUGUAGAGGACCACUAUCUUUUAAAGUCACUCCUGUAUUCUUCAACAUUGGUAUUAAUGAACGAGCAACAUUAUCUGAAAGUCUAGGGCAGACAGCACCUCAACACCAGUCAAAUCUUGAUAACUUCAGUCGCCUUCAUGCAUACUUUUUACGCUACAGGAAGUUAAAACAACUAUCAGAUCACCAACCACAAACUUCUAGGAGAGGGGUUGGACUCAGUCAACGUGCUCUGAUAAUGUUGUUUGAUAAACUUCAUGGGUCUGUCCACAGUAAAGUCAGCAAAAAUGUUGAGGUACUUCAAUUGGUAUCUCGAAUAACAGUAGCGAUGCAAGGUUUGCGAUUUACAAGCUGCAAAAGUGCUAAAGAUCGAACUGGUAUGUCUGUGACAUUGGAACAAGUUAAUACAUUGAUUCAUGGCUAUGACUUGGCAGAAACAGAAGUGCAGAGAGCUCUUGAUUGUAUGCGGAGUGAAGGAUGCCGGAGAGAAAACACGUACAAAAACAUUGGAGUUCGGAAGUAUGCAUUUAGUCAGUUGGGGCUUAGCUCAUAUCCGAAACAGUAUAGACCACCUCCGGGAACAUAUGGUUCAGGGGAGACGUAAAACUUUGAGAACCAGAACCAAGUGCCAAAAUGAUCAAGCUUAAUGUGAAAAAUCGUACAUAGUUCAACAAGAUUUUUUUUCCCAUUUUUUUUUUCUGUUAAUGUAUGAGGUAAGAUAGGUACUGAAUAAUUGGAGUUAGUGGAUUCAAUCAGACUCAAUCACAGAAAAUGCAGACGAUCUUGCAUUAUUUCCCUUUAAAAAUUAAAAAAAUGAUAAAAAAGUAGAGAUGUUGAAAACAAGUACCUAGAUUAGUGUUAGUGUACUUAUUAAUUUAUGUUCAAAUUUACAAUACUGACAAUGUUUUUAGAAAAUUAUCAUCUUAAAAGUAUAGGUUUAUGAAUUGUUACUUAUUUUAUUAAUAUUCUAUCUUGUUAAGUAUUUAUAGGUAUAACUAGCUCAUGUUGUAUGUGAUGUAAACUUAUAAAGGCUUUGAUCAAGUUGUGUCAGAACAUUCACAGUUCAAGAGUUAAGUUAAAGUCAGUAUGUUUGGUGUUCAGAACUUUAAAACGUUUCCAUUACAAUGCAUCAAAUCGUACUAUACCAAAUAGUAAAAGAAACACAUCUUUCAUCUUCAAUUUUUUACCCAUAUUUUCCGAAUAUAGAGUUCCAGAAGAAACAAUUAACAAUUUCUUUAUAGCUGAUGUCUGGGUGCAUAUGUGUUGCUUGAACUUUGUACCUAGUUAAAAGUACAGAGGGACCUAUACUGUGUGCUUGACUUGAACAUUUUGAAACUUUAACUGUUCUUGUACUUAUUUUUCCUAGAUAGUUUUAGAAGAUUUGAACAAAUUUUUGUAGAGUGAGUGAUUUAGUUUAUGUUAUGUCAAUGUGAUAACUGAACUUUGACCAUUAGACCUUAGGCAUUAGCAUAUUAUUUAUUUUUUGUAGCACAACAAAUUUGAGCACAUCUCUUUUUAACAUUCUUAACUUUACAAAACAAAACAAAAAGUCAUUCAGAUCAUUUGAGCAAAUUGCAUAGACUCUUAAAUUUCACACAUUCUUGGUAUCUCUAGUGCCAAACAUUUGGACUUGCUUUAUUAGAUUUUUUGUAAGCUUUACUUUGGGAAAGAAAAAGAAAAAAAACAGCCUAUCCAAAACCAAAAUUGACCAGAUGGUAUCUAAAAGAGAGAAAGCUCAUUGAGCUUUAUUAUUAGAUUGUACAUUGUAUUUUAUUAUACAUUGUCAUCCAUCACACUGAGAAAAUUAUAUUCUACUAGUAGUUAAUAAUUAGGUUAAAGUAACCUGAAGAAAAAUUGUAACCCCUUAACAUAUCUCUCUUAAACAACGUCUUGUGAUUCAUUUUGUGCCAAUUCAUUAUUUGCAACCAUCAGUAUUCAUGAUAAAAAUAAAUUGAAAAUAAUAUACCAGUACUGUUAAAACGAAUUUUGUCAAAGUGCCACUUAAACAUCUUAAGCAGAGCAAAAUCUGCCAUAUAUUGUCCAAAGGUUUCCAUUGUUGAUAACAAAUAAAUCAUCUUUGGUGUUAAAAAUACAAACAAUA
This is a messenger RNA of Frankliniella occidentalis (western flower thrips), 5689 nucleotides long. Its product is annotated as inositol polyphosphate-4-phosphatase type I A. Lineage: Eukaryota; Metazoa; Arthropoda; Insecta; Thysanoptera; Thripidae. The transcript has 21 exons. Bases 203 to 4192 code for a protein of 1329 amino acids. Gene Ontology annotation, molecular function: phosphatidylinositol-3,4-bisphosphate 4-phosphatase activity. Gene Ontology annotation, cellular component: cytoplasm. The record is from RefSeq and is a predicted model, not a curated record.